AUGUCGCAUCCAGGAAACGAACAGCAGUUUGCCUCAGAAGAUGAAGAAGAUUUUAAUCCUGCGCCGGCUGGAGAUUCUGAGCCAGAAGCUGAAGAUGACCAGCAAGAUAAUCGCAGCGGCGGAAAACACAUAGAUAACGACGAUGGACAAGAGGUCGGUAAAAAUAAAAAAGAAGAUGAUGAAGAAAAUGGAGAUGAAGUGAAAAAGAUGAAUGAUGGCGAAAAUGGUGACUUGAAUACUAAUGAAUCGCAACAGGCCAGAGGUGAAGAUGAAGCCGGUGCCGAAGACGAUGAUGAAGGGGAGCCCGAAGGAGAUAACGAGGAUGACGAUGAAGAGGAGGAAGAGGAGGAAGAGGACGAGGAAGCAGUUACUGGUCGCCCUCGAAAGCGCAGAAGACAUGGACUCGGCGCUUUCUUCGAAGAAGAAGCAGAGGUAGAUGACGAAGAUGAAGCAGAAGAUGAAGAAGACGAAAUCGAAGCUGGCUUCGUCCACCAUGACGAUGAGGUUGUCCUACCCGCUGGCGCAGAAACGGACGAUAGGCGCCAUCGUGAGCUCGAUCGAAAGCGUGAUAUGGAUGCAACGAUGGAUGCGGAGCAGCAGGCGCAAGCCCUGAAAGAAAGAUAUGGCCGAAACCGUGCCUCCGGAGCUGACCUUGUCGUUGUCCCCAAAAGGCUUCUCCUACCUAGCGUUGAUGACCCAAGCAUAUGGGGUGUCAAGUGUCGACCAGGCAAAGAGAGGGAGAUCGUGUUCAGCAUUAUCAAGCGCAUGGAAGAGCGGCCCCUUGGUUCACGAAACCCUAUCAAGAUCAUAUCUGCUUUUGAGCGUGGUGGAACUAUGGCUGGUUACAUCUACGUGGAAGCCCGGAAACAAGCUGAUAUCAUUGAUGCCUUGGACGGAAUGUCUAAUAUCUACGUCAGGUCUAAGAUGACUUUGAUCUCAGUCAAGGAAAUGCCUGAUCUACUCCGAGUGAAAAAGUCAGAGGAGCUUACCCCGGGAGGCUGGGUUCGAAUCAAGCGUGGACGAUACCAAGGGGACUUGGCCCAGCUUGAAGAAGUCGAGACAAAUGGACUUAAUGUUACCGUUAGACUUGUUCCUCGUUUGGAGUACGGACUCAACGAAGACAGCAAUGCGCCUGCUCUGGACCCCAAGCGCAAGAGGAUUGGAGGAGGGAGCAGUGCGAUUGCCAGGCCUCCUCAACGCCUGUUCAGUGAGGCAGAAGCAAAGAAGAGACACUCCAAGUACCUCUCUGCUACAUCUAGCUUAGGAGGCAAGUCUUGGUCUUAUCUUGGUGAUACUUAUGUUGAUGGCUUCCUUAUCAAGAACAUGAAAGUUCAACAUCUCAUCACCAAAAACGUUAACCCUCAACUUGAUGAGGUGACAAAGUUCGCUCGUGGUGCGGAUGAUGGAACUUCGAAUCUCGAUCUUGCAUCUUUGGCUGCCACAAUCAAGAAUACAACCGAAGAGGAUGCUUAUCUGGUUGGAGACACCGUCGAAGUCUUUGCAGGCGAACAGCGCGGCGUCGUUGGCCAGACAGUAGCAACCCGUGGCGACAUUGUUACCAUCAAAGUCACGCAAGGUGAACUGCAAGGCCAGCACAUUGAUGUGCCGACCAAGGGUCUCCGAAAGAGAUUCAGCGAAGGUGAUCAUGUCAAAGUGAUCGGAGGGAGCAAAUAUCGCGACGAAUUGGGUAUGGUUGUUCGGAUCAAGGACGACCGAGUUACCAUCCUUACAGACAUGACGAUGCAAGAGAUCACGGUGUUUAGCAAGGAUUUGAGAGAAGCUGAUGACAUUGGGGUUGAUGGAAAAUUGGGCCAGUAUGAUGUCCAUGAUUUGGUACAAAUCGAUCAAACAACGGUUGGGUGUGUGGUGAAACUUGACAGAGAGUCGAUGCGAGUCAUAGACCAGAAUGGCUCAACCCAGAUUGUGCUUCCAUCACGGGUUUUGGGCAAGAUCGAACACCGACGACAUGCUGUUACCACUGACCGAAAUGGCUCUGAAAUCAAGUGUGGAGAUACCGUGAAAGAGGUGACUGGCGAGCAACGGACCGGCACCAUCUUACAUAUCCACAGAGCGUUCCUCUUCUGCACUAGCAAGGUUGUGGGAGAUAAUGCUGGUAUAAUGGUCACUAGAGCUAUAAACGUUACUACCGUGGCAACCAGCGGUUCUAAAUUGGGUAGGUCUGCCCCAGACCUGUCAAAGAUGAACCCGGCUUUGCAGAAGAACGGUAUGAACGGUUCUGGAAUGCCACCACCGCGAACAUUCGGCAGGGACCGACUUGUUGGAAAGACGGUUCAUAUUCGAAGGGGCCCGUUCAAGGGUCUGCUGGGUAUAGUCAAGGAUACAACGGAUAUCAUUGCUCGAGUCGAGUUACACUCCGUUUCAAAAGUCGUACCCGUUGAAAAGGAGAACCUUUCUGUCAAGGACCCGAUUACUGGGCAACCUGUAGAUAUCAACCGGUUUGGGGGCAGAGGUGGUGGCGCUCCGAGAGUACCACAAUCCAUGGCGACAGGAAGAGCUGGUCCCCAAGAUGCUGCAUGGCAAGGGGGAAGAACACCGAUUGCCAUGGGCGAUUCGUCUCGUACACCAGCCUGGCGAGCGUCAUCUUCUCGAACCCCUGCUUGGAAUGCCGCUGUAGGAUCUCGCACUCCCGCUUGGAAGGCGGAAGGUUCUCGUACCGCCAACCCUUAUGAUGGUAACAGAACCUCUUACGGUGGGUUUGGUGGACGUACUCCAGCCUGGACUUCUGGAACAAAGACCCCUCACGAUGCUGGGUCCGGGUUCUCAGGAGGCUCUUCUAACUCAGGCUUUGACGCCUUCAUGGCCGGCUCUCGAACGCCGGGUCAUCCGGGUGCAAUGGCAGCAAACAGUGGCUCCCGUACACCUGCCUGGGGCCACUCUGGAAGCUCCAGCUCACAUCUCAGCGCCAAUGCUGGCAGAGCGUUCGAUGCUCCUACUCCUGGCGGUGACUAUGCAGCUCCAUCUCCUGCACCAUUCGCCAGUGCUCCAACUCCUGGAGCAACAGCUGCUACUCCUCGUGCAUGGCCGGAUAAUGCACCUACACCUGGUGCCUCAACGUUUGCUGGAAAACGUAUGGAUGGUGAUGCUUAUGAUGCGCCUACACCCGCUGGUGAUCAUCGACCAUAUGACGCACCAACUCCUGCAAUAGGGAUGGGCUUCCCUGCUACACCUGGCGCCAUGGACGAUGCACCUCGAUAUGCAGAGGGCACUCCAAGUCCAUGA
Molecule: messenger RNA, 3240 nt
Organism: Trichophyton benhamiae CBS 112371
Lineage: Eukaryota; Fungi; Ascomycota; Eurotiomycetes; Onygenales; Arthrodermataceae
Exons: 5
Coding region: 1-3240 (1079 amino acids)
Biological process (GO): transcription elongation-coupled chromatin remodeling; regulation of transcription by RNA polymerase II; transcription elongation by RNA polymerase II
Cellular component (GO): DSIF complex
Molecular function (GO): mRNA binding; protein binding
Source: RefSeq, a predicted model, not a curated record